AUGUUUGAGGUCCUCAUCGGCAGGGACGCUGCCGCCGACGCAGCAGCGGAAGCGGCGGCAGCCAUGGCGGCAUACCAGGGCGCCGUCGCCUACGCCAUCGCCUUCAUCAUCCUCUAUCUCACCUUGACCUUGUCGGUCAUCUCUCUGAUUGCCUUCAUGGGCUUCAUCGCCUCGCCCCGCAUCCGACGCUCGCCCAUCUUUGCCAUCCUCCUGGUGGCAUCCCUCCUCUGCAUCGCCGCCGCCGCUGUCAACAUCUCCCAGAAUCGCGACCUUGUCGUCAAGCCAGAGAGCGGCAUUGAUCGCAUCCGCUACACGACCCUGAUCACGCUCUCGAUGGUGAUCCCGUUCCUCUGCGACUUCACCCUGAUCCUGAGGAUCUUGGCCUUUUACCCGCGCGGUUCGGCUCCGCGCUGGAAGCCGGCGCUGAUCAUCGCCUACCCCGUCCUGUCCAAGAUCGUCCGGAUGGUCUUCAUCGUCCUCUACAUCCACUUUUGCUGGCAGGCGACUGACAACGCCCCGGACAUGAACAGCAUCAUCUACCGCGUCAACCAGGUGCAGUACGCCGUGGUCGAGUGGGCGGUGAUGCUGUCCGACCAGCUGUACUGCACCAUCUUCCUCCUCUACAAGCUCUACGGACUCGGCUGGGGAUGGGGUGACGAGAAGCACAUCAGCGGCUCGCUGCUCUCGACGCUUCGCACCAUCAUGUACAGCGCCCUGGCGUCUUUCGCCAUCCCGUCCUUCUUCCUCAUCGCGCUCAUCACGAUGCAGGUGAGCCACUACCGCCCGGACAUUGAGGGCUACGUCUUCGCCACCACAAUCCACCUCCACGUCGCCUGCGCCGCCUUUGCGUGCCUCUGGCCGGCGAUCCGAUCCGACCGCCAGUCCAAGCACCGCGCCACCACGGGCCACCACCACUCGUCGGCCUGCAACCAGUUCCAUAGCUGCCCCACGUGCGGCAUCGAGGUCGACUACGAGGUCAGCAAGGGCGGCACCAGCGGCAUGAUGAGCCAGCACAAGCACCUCACGCGCCAGAGCCUGAGGAAGAGCGCCUCGGUCACGACGUCGGGCGAGGACCUGCUCGACGCCGACCAGCCCCCGUUCCUCAGCUACGGCCGCGGACGCUCCGGCAGCGUCCUCUCGACGCGCAAGCUGCCGCCCUACGCUCCCGGGGUCAGGUCGAGCCCCAGGAAGGUCGACGAGGAGGCCGCCUUUGAGAUGACGCCGCAGCAGGCCAUGUCGCCGUCGCUCGAGCAGGAACAGCAGCAGGAGCUGCAGCGCGAGCAGAGGCAGGCGCAGGCGCAGGACAUGGAACACCCGGCGGCGGCGCGCAGCUCGACUGGCGACAACGGCGCCGUCUUUGUCGUCGGACACGACGAUGCCGAGGCGGCUGCGGGUGCCACGGUGCCAACUCAGACCGAUGAGGCGGACGGUGACGUCGGUGGCGACCUCGGCGCCAACGGCAGCACGAGGGCCGCGAUCCAGAACCGCGCCACGUCGAGCGACAACACGCGCACCCCGUCGAGCCCGGAGAUGGCCCACGCACGCACCGCCAAGUCGGGCUCGGCCAACCUCGAGGGCCAGAGGAUGUGGCAUGGCCGCAACAACUCGCUCAAGGACGGCCCCAGCGUCGGCGAGGCCGAAUCGAGCAACCGUGCUGCGCUCGCGCCUCCGGCCCGCCAGGGCUUCUCGUCGACCGUGCGCAACGGCUUCAAGAGCCGCGGUGGCAACGCCGUCGACCUCAGCGGCAUCCUGAUCGUCACGACCGAGGAGCAGUGGAGCAGCAAGUAG
Pseudozyma flocculosa PF-1 is the source of this 1788-nucleotide messenger RNA. RefSeq lists its product as uncharacterized. The record is from RefSeq and is a predicted model, not a curated record. Lineage: Eukaryota; Fungi; Basidiomycota; Ustilaginomycetes; Ustilaginales; Ustilaginaceae. The transcript has 7 exons. Bases 1 to 1788 code for a protein of 595 amino acids.